This is a messenger RNA of Cooperia oncophora, 555 nucleotides long. Lineage: Eukaryota; Metazoa; Nematoda; Chromadorea; Rhabditida; Trichostrongylidae. The record is from the annotation of a GenBank genome assembly.
CUGUACACUCUCAUUGGGUACAGUUUUCAGUCAAAAGCGCUGGAAAGCGAAAUAGAAGAUUUACAAGGAGAGUUUGAACUGGAUCGGCUCGACUACCUCGAGACUAUCCGGAAGCAAGAUCAGCAGUUGAAGCUGUUGACGCAGAUUCUGGAGAAAAUACAGCCCGUAAUAAAAAAGGAUUCAAACUACUACAAUCUCGAGAAGGUGAAAAAGGACGCCGUUUGGAAUGAAGACGAAGGUCGAUGGAUUUUGCCUGAAAUGAGCGUCUCCAGAACUGUACUGCCGACAGCGCACAACGCAUGUAAUAGCAGUGCACAAUUGCCAUCCUUCCUGCGUGAACGCAUACGACGAUGCUUAGUUGCAAGGCUGAGAGAAAACUCGCCAAAAGUGAAGAAGAGAAUAUUGCCAACAACUACUUUCAAACCAAUUCGGCAAAGUAACGUGCUGAAUAAAUACCGUGGCGAUAACGCAAGAAAUAUAGGUGUUAAAUCGUACUUCCCGAACAAAGCGUCCACAUUUGACAAUUUGCUCAGCGGUGUUUGUCUAUUCCGAUGA